This is a messenger RNA of Ylistrum balloti, 2320 nucleotides long. RefSeq names its product sodium-dependent proline transporter-like. Lineage: Eukaryota; Metazoa; Mollusca; Bivalvia; Pectinida; Pectinidae. The transcript is spliced from 17 exons. Bases 11 to 2320 code for a protein of 769 amino acids. Gene Ontology annotation, cellular component: membrane. The record is from RefSeq and is a predicted model, not a curated record. Gene Ontology annotation, biological process: sodium ion transmembrane transport.
ACUCAACACAAUGUCCAGCGAGGACGAGCACGAUGACAAGUGGACAGAUGAUGAUGACGUCAAGCCAGGAGAUGACCGUAUCCCGAAUAGGACAGCCAACCUACCGGACUUGGUCGGUAUUGACAACCCGGUCAUUCUCUCGGGCCGCCACAGAAGUGUUUCUAACGACACCGUGAACGAAGCGGAUUCCGAGUCCACACCAGUCAAUUCCAGGCGCAACUCCAGAGAUAUCAUAACCUCAAUGGACCCUGGAGUAUACAGACCAAAGCGAGGCUACUCUCGGACGCCAUCAAGGGGUACUAUGAUGACGGAGGAGACGACUGACAGCCGGAAGCAGAUUUUCGGUGUUGAUGAGAACGAGGAGCGCGGGAAUUGGUCGGGUCGGUUUGACUUCCUUUUAUCCUUGCUGGGUUACGCCGUGGGCCUUGGUAACGUUUGGCGCUUCCCCUACUUGUGUUACCGGAACGGAGGCGGAGCCUUCCUCAUUCCGUUUGUUGUCAUGAUGGUGAUCAUAGGCGUACCUCUCUUCUUCAUGGAGGCAUGUCUCGGCCAGUUCUGCAGCAGUGGACCCAUGACCUGUUGGCGUUUCGCACCUCUCUUCAAAGGUGUGGGUAUUGCCAUGGUGAUCGUAUCCGCCGGAACCUCUAUGUACUACAAUAUGAUUCUAGCCUGGGCAUAUUUCUAUAUGUUUGCCUCGUUUACCAGCGAGCUACCAUGGCAGGGCUGUAACAACUUCUGGAAUAGCAAAGACUGCAGUCUCAAACUGCCCUUGGUUAAGUGUGGAGAAGGGGAGAAGCUCUUGAACGGCACAUGUCUUGUGAACGGUUUAUUUAAAGGACUGUGGAACGACAGCUUGUUUACCAAUGCAACAGGCCGGAAGCGGAUAUCACCUGCGGAGGAAUACUUCAAUAAUCGAGCGCUGGGUCUGAGUUCCGGCCUUGAAGAAUUUGGACAACCUCGCUGGGAACUGGUUCUUUGUCUGUUACUGGCCUGGUUUGUCUGUUUCCUCUGCCUGAUCAAGGGUAUUAAGACCACAGGAAAAGUGGUGUACUUCACUGCAAUCUUCCCUUACGUUGUUUUGAUCAUCCUCUUCUUCCGUGGCGUCACGCUGGACGGAGCUGGAAAAGGAGUAUAUUACUACAUCGUACCCGAGUGGGGGAGACUUCUAGACGCCAGGGUAUGGAAAGACGCUGCUGUCCAGAUAUUUUUCUCCAUGUCUAUUGCUGGUGGAGGGCUGGUCACAUUGUCCAGCUACAACCGGUUCCAUAACAAUAUUCUCAAGGACUCCGUUAUAGUCAGUUUAGGAGACACGCUUACCUGCAUCUUUGCUGGGUUUGUUAUAUUCUCCUACCUGGGUUUCAUGGCCGACAAACUCAACGUAGAGGUGAAGGACGUUGCUAAAGACGGUGCUGGUCUAGCGUUUGUGGUGUAUCCUGAAGCGGUGACAAGUCUUCCACCUCCUCCACUCUGGUCCAUCCUAUUCUUCUUUAUGUUGAUUACGCUAGGACUCGACAGUCAGUUCGCCAUGUUGGAGACCGUGUUGACUGGUGUCCUUGACCAAUUUCCACAUCUUCGACCAAAGAAGACGUUAGUGAUUAUGUGUAUCUGUAUAUGUUUUUUCCUCCUAGGACUUCCACUGACCGCUCCGGGCGGUAUGUACCUGUUGCAGCUGAUGGAUAAUUAUGUGGGAGGCUGGACCCUCCUUAUAAUCGGCCUAUUUGAGAACAUAUGUGUAGCCUAUGUAUAUGGGGUAAAUCGUUUCCUAAAGGAUAUUGAGACCAUGCUUGGCUUCAGAAUGAUAAUGUGGUGGAAAAUCUGCUGGUGGGUCAUCAGUCCUCUUACACUUGUAGCCUUGUUCAUCUUCACGUUCGUGGAUUACUCCCCUUCUGAGUACGGAGAUUACAAAUAUCCGGGCUGGGCUGACGCGUUGGGCUGGGUCAUGGCAUUCCUCUCUGUAUUAGCCAUUCCCAUUACGAUGCUUUACAAGAUAUCAAGAGAAGACGACGAAGAUAGUUUUGUAGAGAAAAUAAAGCUGUUGGUAACACCGACCCGAGAAUGGGGUCCAGCCCUGGUUAAGCAUCGCCGUCUCGUGACGUAUGUAGAGGGCUGGGUUGUCGACCCUUGGGAAGAACUUGCAACCUAUGUCAACAAAGCAUUUGCCUCUGACAAAACGAAGUCACAAAGUACACUGUGGACAUCAGAACCGGUUAUCUCCUCUUACUUUUCUCCUCGUAGAAAAAAGGACUUUAGUGAUACCGAAAGUUACACUGCCACAGAGGCAUCAGAACGGACAGGUGUGUCGUUUGAGUCCUAUGUUUGA